AUGAAAAUAUCCUUUGGCACUCUCUUAAGAAUUGCUCAUGAAGCAGCCGAAGGACUCAACUUCCUGCAUUCCUACGCGUCUCCCCCAAUAAUUCAUGGUGAUGUGAAAACUUCCAACAUCUUGAUUGAUGGUAACUAUAUGGCCAAAGUGUCAGACUUCGGAACCUCCAUAUUAGCUCCAUCUGAUAAAGAGCAGUUUGUCACAAUGGUUCAAGGUACUUGUGGUUACCUUGAUCCUGAAUACAUGCAAACAUGCCAGUUGACAGAUAAAAGCGAUGUGUAUAGCUUCGGAGUUGUCCUUUUAGAGAUCCUCACGGGCCAAUUACCACUGAAGCUCGAGGGCUCUGAGAAACAAAGAAGCUUGGCACUGAUUUUUCUGUCUGCGAUGAAGGAGAAUAAUCUAGAUGAUGUAUUGUUGAGCCACGUGAAAGUCCAAGAGAGCAUGGAGUUGCUGGUAGGACUUGCAGAGCUGGCUAAGAAAUGCCUAGAUAUGUGUGGCGACAAGAGGCCAUCCAUGAAAGAGGUCGCCGAUGAGCUCAACAGAUUGAGGAAACUUUCAUUGCAUCCUUGGAUAGAAAUCAACAUGGAGAUGGAUGUAGAAAGCCUUCUUGGUGGAGAAUCAGUUUGUGGCCAUGAAAUAGAAUUAAGUGGGUAUCCUACAGGAGAAAAUAAGAACGAAACCAUAAACCCAAUAAGUUCUUAUUAUACUAUAAGUGGGUAA
This is a messenger RNA of Triticum turgidum subsp. durum (durum wheat), 720 nucleotides long. The record is from the annotation of a GenBank genome assembly. Lineage: Eukaryota; Viridiplantae; Streptophyta; Magnoliopsida; Poales; Poaceae.